Messenger RNA from Cajanus cajan (pigeon pea), 1964 nucleotides. The record is from RefSeq and is a predicted model, not a curated record. NCBI's taxonomy places the organism in Eukaryota, Viridiplantae, Streptophyta, Magnoliopsida, Fabales, Fabaceae.
AAUCAUUACCUAGCAACCAAGGUACCAUCUUUGAGCCUCCCUUCAACACCCUUUUGGCCCUUUAUUCUUCAACGGCAUAAAGGGUUUAAAUUCUGUGUUGUUGUUGUUGGAGGUUGAAACACAAGUUACUACUAAGUUAUAAUCUUAAAUUUCACAGAGCAAGAGUAUUAUAUGACCAAAUAUUUUAAUAUUUUAGGACUAGAUAUUUUGCUACUCUUAGCAAUUUUUCUCUUCUCCUUCUGGUUCUCAUCUUUUGUGUUCUUCUUUGUGUCUUCUCUCUCUGAGGAGUUUUCUAUUCUAGUUCCUGGAAGCACCAGGAACCUGACCCAACAAACCCUUGUCUAAAGCUUCAUUUUUGAGUCCCAUGGCAACUAGGGUGUUAUCAGAAUGUGGCUUGAAGCCUCUUGCUCCAGUAUUUCCCAGGCCCAGAACUGGGGUUGUUUUGUCUAGCACCUCAAAGGUUGGAUUUUUGGACACAAACAAUAUUCAGUUUCAACCUUUGAGGUGUGGCCUUAGGGAGAGAAAUUGGGGGUUGAAAGUGAGUACCCCUUUGAGGAUUGCACCUAUUGAAGAGGAGCAAAAUAAUGUUGGUGUGUUGAAUGAGACUAGUGGCGUUGAGCACGAGAAGCUUCUUCCAGAAUUUGACCCUGGUGCUCCACCACCUUUCAACUUGGCUGAUAUUAGGGCAGCAAUUCCAAAGCAUUGCUGGGUGAAGGACCCUUGGAGGUCCAUGAGCUAUGUGGUGAGGGAUGUCAUUGCUGUCUUUGGUUUGGCAGCUGCUGCUGCUUAUCUCAAUAAUUGGUUGGUUUGGCCUCUCUAUUGGGCUGCUCAAGGCACUAUGUUUUGGGCUCUGUUUGUUCUGGGUCAUGAUUGUGGUCAUGGAAGCUUUUCAAACAACCCCAAAUUGAACAGUGUUGUUGGGCAUCUGCUGCAUUCUUCAAUUCUAGUGCCAUAUCAUGGAUGGAGAAUCAGUCAUAGGACUCAUCACCAAAAUCACGGCCACGUUGAGAAUGAUGAAUCUUGGCAACCGUUGCCUGAGAAAUUAUUCAGGAGUUUGGACACUGUAACACGUACGUUAAGAUUCACAGCUCCUUUUCCGCUGCUUGCAUACCCUGUCUACCUUUUUGGUAGGAGUCCUGGGAAGACUGGUUCUCACUUUGACCCUAACAGUGACUUAUUUGUUCCCAAAGAAAGAAAAGAUGUGAUUACUUCCACGGCUUGUUGGGUUGCUAUGUUGGCAUUGCUUGUUGGAUUGGGGUUUGUAAUGGGUCCAAUUCAACUUCUUAAGCUCUAUGGUGUUCCCUAUGUGGUCUUCGUUAUGUGGUUGGAUUUGGUGACUUAUUUGCACCAUCAUGGUCAUGAAGACAAAUUACCUUGGUAUCGUGGAAAGGAAUGGAGCUACCUUAGGGGUGGUCUAACUACUCUUGAUCGUGAUUAUGGAUGGAUCAAUAACAUUCAUCAUGACAUUGGAACUCAUGUGAUUCAUCACCUAUUUCCUCAAAUUCCACACUAUCACUUAGUUGAGGCUACUGAGGCAGCUAAACCAGUGAUUGGAAAAUAUUAUAGAGAACCAAAGAAAUCAUCUCCUCUUCCUUUUCACCUUAUUGGGGAAUUAAUAAGGAGUUUGAGGACUGAUCAUUUUGUUAGUGACACAGGGGAUGUUGUGUACUAUGAAACCGACCAUAAGAUUAAUGGCUCAUCCAAAUCAGAGUGAAGAUUAUUAUUUUUUAUAGAAAAGAUCACAAAAGAGACUUAUAUACAAUUUUUAAGAGUCUCUUGAGUUUCUACUUAAGUUACUGCACUUCUUAGAGUUGAAUCCUUCAUUAAUAAAGGGAUGAAUGGAUUAUAUAUAUUUUCAUUGUAACUGCAUGGUAAGAUGUUUAGGCUAUAUGUAAUUUAUCCUUCUUGAAUAGUGAAUUCUCUGUAUAAAUUGAUUAUUUUUAUUGAAGUUAUACUUGAGUCUU